This is a messenger RNA of Cuscuta campestris, 945 nucleotides long. NCBI's taxonomy places the organism in Eukaryota, Viridiplantae, Streptophyta, Magnoliopsida, Solanales, Convolvulaceae. The record is from the annotation of a GenBank genome assembly.
AGAGCUUCAGAGACGUACUUCGGAUUAAUUUUCGCGAUGACCUCAAAUCCGAAUUCUGGAAAUUUCGCUUCUUCGGAUCCUCUCUAUUUCCAUCCAUCCGAUCAUCCAGGAUUGUUGCUCGUCUCUAAGCAAUUCAAUGAAUUGGAUGAAUGGUUUGGCCAGUCUAACGGUGCUAUGCUGUAUCAACUUCAGAAGGAAAUCAGUUCUACCAGUCAAGGAAAUCUUGAUAUUGCAGCUUAUUACACCAAGUUGAAGAAAAGUUGGGAUGAGCUCAAUGAUAUCACAAAAUUCCCUAAUUGCACAUGUGGAGCUAUCCAAGCCUUACUUAAACAUGAUCAGGAUCAUAAACUGAUUCAACUCUUGAUGGGGCUGAACUCUGCAUACACUACAACGCGUGGAAAUUUGUUGAUGAUGAAACCUUUACCUACAGUUGCUCAAGCUUACAAUCUGUUGAUACAUGAAGAAAAAUAGAGAGAAGUUCAAGUUCCUAACCAAAUUCUACCUGAUCAUGCUUCUCUAAAUGUUGCCAAACCUACAUAUGGAAAUUACAAAGGGAUCAUGAAAACUGACACUAAGAGAUCCCUAUUCUGUGAACAUUAUUGCAAGAAACCUGGACAUCUAGCUAAUAGAUGUUUCAAGCUAAUUGGCUUCCCAAAGGAUUUCAAAUUUACAAAAGGGAAGAAUGUGUCAGCACACUCGGCCAAUGUUGAAGAAUCACACAAAACCAUUCCCGAAACAGAGAUGCAUGUCAAUUCUAAUCUCUGCAAUCAAUUUUUGAAGUUUCUUGCAAAUGUUCAGAUCAAUGGGAUCAAUCAAGACAAUAAUCAGCUUAUUUCAUCUGCUUUUCAUGCUGUUCAUCAGAACUCCAUACCUCAUUCGGCUUGUUCAGGAGGCUAAGGAGGACCCUGCAUGGCAAGAAGCUAUGAACAAAGAAUUAGAAGCUUU